CCGUGUCUCAGUCCCUUGGAAAGACGAGGACUCCCCUGCUAUUCUCAUUUUCUAUCUUUAUCCUCAACGCUUAUGGCGAGGAGACCGGACGACGAAUACGAUUACUUGUUCAAGGUUGUAUUAAUUGGCGAUUCUGGCGUUGGAAAAUCUAAUUUGCUUUCUCGAUUUACUCGGAACGAGUUUUCCUUAGAAUCUAAAUCUACAAUCGGCGUCGAAUUUGCCACCCGCACUCUCCAAGUUGAGGGAAGGACUGUGAAAGCUCAAAUAUGGGACACCGCCGGUCAGGAACGGUACAGAGCAAUAACCAGUGCUUACUAUAGAGGUGCUCUUGGAGCUCUUCUGGUCUAUGAUGUUACCAAGCCAACGACAUUUGAAAACGUGAGCCGAUGGCUGAAGGAGCUCAGGGACCAUGCGGAUUCUAACAUUGUAAUCAUGAUGAUUGGGAACAAGACUGAUCUGAAGCAUCUCCGAGCAGUUGCAACAGAAGAUGGUCAAAGCUACGCCGAGAAAGAAGGCCUUUCGUUUAUCGAGACAUCUGCAUUAGAAGCAACAAAUGUUGAGAAGGCUUUCUAUACCAUUCUCUCUGAAAUAUACCGCAAAAUUAGUAAGAAGUCGCUUUCUUCUGAUGAGCCAGCGGCCUCAAGUAUUAAAGAAGGGAAAACCAUUGAUGUUGGAACACCGGAGGCCAACACGAAAAUUGCUUGCUGCUCAUCAUCUUGAACAUGAUCUUUAAUUCAUUAACCUUUUUUGUGUAUUAAAUGUGUUAACUUCAUUUUGCUUUUAUUGAAACUGAGGGUUCUAUUGUGAAGACAUUUUAUUAUUGUUAUUACUCAUUUUUUUGGGAUCAUUGCAGACAUUUGAACCAUUCAUGUUC
Messenger RNA from Hibiscus syriacus, 874 nucleotides. RefSeq names its product ras-related protein RABA2a-like. Gene Ontology annotation, cellular component: endosome. Gene Ontology annotation, molecular function: GTP binding; GTPase activity. The transcript has 2 exons. The coding region runs from base 73 to 720 and encodes 215 amino acids. Lineage: Eukaryota; Viridiplantae; Streptophyta; Magnoliopsida; Malvales; Malvaceae. The record is from RefSeq and is a predicted model, not a curated record.